UUUGGUACAAUAUUAAAUAGUCAACGUGAUAUUGUUCGUCGAAGUUCUAAUUCAAAUAUUAAUACAAAUAUAAAUGUAAAUCAUAAUCGUAAAUUAAAAAAAUCAAGUGAAGAAACUCCUCAUCUUCCUAAUGUAGAAGACGAAUCCAAUGAAACAAUGAGCGGUGAAAGAAUUGGAAUUAUUUCCGAUGAAAAUUUUGAUAAUGAAAAAUUAUUGGUAACAGCUGCAGCAACAGCAGCAGCAGAUGCAUCAAAAGUUAUUGCUGAAUUAUUGAUCAAUGAAUUGAGUGAAACAAUAUCUGAUGCUGUUGGUGAAGCUGUUGCUAAAAUAUUAUUAAGUAAAAAAAAAAGUUUAACAAAAGCAACAGCUAAAGCAUUAAUUUCAAGAAGAAGUCAAAGUACAAAUAGCAAUGUUAAUGUUAAUAAUAAUCACCAUCGAAAACCAGUUGAACCAAUUGAAUCAUCUGAAAAUUUUAAAGAUGACAAUGAUGAUUUUGAUAAUAAAUUAAUAACGAAAAAAAAACAACUUGCCAGGUGGCCAGAUGAUGAUACACAUUAUGGUGAAAAAAAAAUUAAUAAUGAGUUGAAAGAUGAUUGUGGCAAUCCAUUAAAAAAACGUGCAAAUUCUCGACGAUGUUUCAAGAGACUAAUCCAACAGCUUUUCUUUGAAUAAAAUAUAUAAACUCAAUUAGAACUGAAAAAAAAAGCAGUUUUUUUCACAUGAGUUAAUAAUGAUUUUGAUGAUUAAAAUAUUAAAAAAAUAUACUUACAUUUGUGAGUUAAAUUAUUUAAUAAAGUUUAAACAAUUACU
This is a messenger RNA of Aphidius gifuensis, 810 nucleotides long. RefSeq lists its product as uncharacterized. The transcript has 3 exons. The record is from RefSeq and is a predicted model, not a curated record. NCBI's taxonomy places the organism in Eukaryota, Metazoa, Arthropoda, Insecta, Hymenoptera, Braconidae. The coding region runs from base 157 to 672 and encodes 171 amino acids.